Messenger RNA from Tauraco erythrolophus (red-crested turaco), 372 nucleotides. Lineage: Eukaryota; Metazoa; Chordata; Aves; Musophagiformes; Musophagidae. The record is from RefSeq and is a predicted model, not a curated record.
AUGGGGAGCGGUCUGCCUGCUUCCGCAGGGUCGUCUAAUGAUGCUGUUGUCAAUCAAAUACAGGAGAUUAUUUCAGACAACUGUGUGGCGAUUUUCUCUAAAACAACAUGCUCCUACUGCAAAAUGGCAAAAAAAAUUUUUGAGGAUAUGAAUGUGAAUUAUACAGCUGUAGAACUGGACCUGAAUCCAAAUGGAAGUCAGUUCCAAGACAUUCUUGAAGAGAAGACUGGUGGCAGAACAGUCCCCAGAGUGUUUGUCAAUGGGACUUUCAUUGGAGGCGCUACAGAUACCCAGAGGCUUCACGACGAAGGCAAACUGCUUCCAUUAGUUCUUCAAUGUCAAACGGAAAGAAAUGCGUCAGCAGCCAUCUAG